GACUUUCACUUUCUCCUCCAUUUCCUUCUUCUUCUUGUUGUUCAUGCUUUCACUUCACUUCAAAACCUUCUGUCCUUCUCCGUUCAAAAACAUACAGACCCACUUUUCUUUCCUUCCCAUAUCUCCCUCUCCUUCUCUUUCUCUCCUGCCCUCAUUUUGAAAUGAAAACCCACCUCUAAUGGCUUUUCAAGACCACCACCAUACACCACAAGAAAUGACUUUUCAACUACCACAACACCACCACCUCUCAGCCUCACCUUCCACCGGUCCCACAUGGCUAAGCAACGCAGUCCUCCGUAGACACGACGACGUUUUAACCCAAACCCGCAUCGAAAAACCAGAAAACAACACCAAUAAUGGAAGUGAAGAGGAAUUGAUAGAUUCCGUUAGUGAUAAUUGGGAGAGAGCUAAAUGCAAAGCUGAGAUAUUAGGGCAUCCCUUAUAUGAACAGUUAUUGGCUGCUCACGUGGCUUGUUUAAGGAUUGCCACGCCAGUUGACCAGUUGGCUAGGAUUGAUACACAGUUGGCUCAGUCUCAAGAUGUUGUGGCUAAGUAUUCUGGUGUUGGUAGGAGCCAUGUUGUUGAUGAGAAAGAACUUGAUCAGUUCAUGACACAUUACGUUAUAUUGCUCUGUUCCUUCAAAGACCAAUUGCAACAACAUGUCCGUGUUCAUGCUAUGGAGGCUGUAAUGGCAUGCUGGGAACUUGAACAGUCUCUACAAAGUUUGACAGGUGUAUCUCCAGGGGAAGGCACUGGUGCAACUAUGUCUGAUGAUGAUGACGACCAAGCAGAUAGUGAUGCCAACUUGUAUGAUGGAAAUCUUGAUGGGUUGGAUACCAUGGGAUUUGGUCCUCUAGUUCCCACCGAGACUGAGAGGUCCUUGAUGGAGCGUGUAAGGCAAGAAUUGAAGCAUGAGCUCAAACAGGAUUACAAGGAGAAGAUUGUGGAUAUUAGAGAGGAAAUUCUACGUAAGAGAAGAGCUGGAAAACUGCCAGGUGAUACUACGUCCCUCUUAAAAGCUUGGUGGCAAACACAUUCCAAGUGGCCAUACCCAACUGAGGAAGACAAAGCAAGAUUGGUGCAGGAAACAGGUUUGCAAUUAAAGCAGAUAAAUAAUUGGUUCAUAAACCAAAGGAAAAGGAACUGGCACAGCAGUCCUUCAGGUUCUACUUCGAAGAGCAAACGAAAGAAGUGAUACCAGCAUUAAACAUAUCGUAUAAAUGGAAAGCUAUUAUUUCCUUGUGUACGUACCUGGGGAAGAGCAUCAGAGCACAUUUUGGAGGCAUUGCAAUGAGCAAGAAUUCUGUAAGGGUAGUAGGGAUGUUCUGUUUGGACAUCCCUGUGUUGCUCAUACUGGAAAGCUCAGCUUAAUUUGAAAGUGGCUGCAAUAUAUUCUAUAUGUAAAGAUGGUCUAAACUCAUUCACCUAUCAAUUCCAGUUGAGAAGUGUGCUUUGAAGGCAUACAUACUGAUACAAUAGAUGUCCCUAGCUUAUAAGCAUAUAAGAUUGAAAGUAUUGGUUUGGAUA
Molecule: messenger RNA, 1527 nt
Organism: Populus trichocarpa (black cottonwood)
Lineage: Eukaryota; Viridiplantae; Streptophyta; Magnoliopsida; Malpighiales; Salicaceae
Product: homeobox protein knotted-1-like LET12
Exons: 6
Coding region: 179-1195 (338 amino acids)
Biological process (GO): regulation of DNA-templated transcription
Cellular component (GO): nucleus
Molecular function (GO): DNA binding
Source: RefSeq, a predicted model, not a curated record